This is a messenger RNA of Paramecium pentaurelia, 1426 nucleotides long. The record is from the annotation of a GenBank genome assembly. NCBI's taxonomy places the organism in Eukaryota, Ciliophora, Oligohymenophorea, Peniculida, Parameciidae.
UAUGAUUAUCCAAUUCGUCAAUAUAUUAGAAGAGUAAUUGCAAAAGAUCAAUUUCAUCAAUUUUGAGAUUGACCUUUUCGUAAUUCUUCUCUAUAUGGUAAUAAAUUACAAUAAUUUUAGAUAAUUUGUACUCCAUUAGGAUUUGUGUUCCAUUACAUAAAGAGUCCAACUGGAAGACUUUAUUUCAAUCUUUUCUUGGGGAUAUUCUUUUCAGUGAUUGUUUGCAAAGAAUGGUUUCCUUUAAUGUUAGGAUGGACAAUAGCUAUUUAUUAUAUAGCAUAAAUCUUUAAAAAAUGUGCAUUACCUGUGUCCAUAGUUGCAUUUGGAAUUCUAUCCUUUGUUCAUAUAUAUAGACUCAUCUAUUAGUACUUGAGUUGGAGAAUGGAUUAUAAUGCAAUUCAAAUGAUGUUAACAGCAAGAUACAUAUUUUAUGCUUGUGAUAAAUAAGAUGGAAAAACAUAAGGUAAAACAUCUUUAAUGAUGUAUUUAUCAUACAUAUUUAUGUUCCCUAAUUUAGUUGUGGCACCAAUUCCAUUUUAUGCGUUUGUCAGUUUGAUAGAAAGAAAAACUGAUUAUUCACAUUAUACUCCUAAAUUUGCCAUCAUUUCAUUUUUAAAGGCUUUAGCAGUCAGUAUGGCAGAAUUACUUAUAAGACCUCAUUUUGAUUCAGAUUGGUAUUUUUCAGAUGAAUGGAGAAAUCAAUAUAGUUUAUGGUUUAAAUUUGCUAUGAUAUUUAUUAUUACUCCCUGUGCAAGAUUCACAUAUAUAGCUGCCUUCUAUUUUACAUAAGCAGGAAUGGAUGCUAUGGGAUUGACCUAUAAUGAAAAGACAAGUAAAAAAUCUUAAUCUAUGAUAUAUAGAAAAAAAUGAUUUAUGGGUUGUAUUUGAUUAUUCUUUUGAAUUUGAAAAGAAUGUAGUCAUAAAAACAUAGAAAUGGAAUUGUAAUAUUUAAAAUUGGUUGAAAUAUUGUUUCUAUGAUCGUCUUUAAAAGAGAUUUGGUAGUUUAACAUUCUAUCUUGUCUUUAUGAUUAGCAGUCUUUGGUAAAUAUGAUUAUUUAUGUUAAUAGGCAUGGUUUUUAUUUUACAUAUUAUUUAUUCUUUAUUUUUUGGGCUAUCACAGGAUAAGUAUAUAAAUACUUUUACAAAGCUUAAAGAAGAUUUUAUUUGUAAAUUAUGUUUACUAUUUUUUUAAGUAUCCCACAACCUAUUAGACAUUUCUUGGCUUGGGUAUUUGGUAUAUUGACAUUUGAUCAUUUUGCCACAGCUGUCCGUGUAUUAUAAUGGGAAAAGGCUGUAGAAUUACAUAAUAGUGUAUAUUGGAUUCCUCAUAUUGUAAUUUUGGUAAUUUUCUUAUUCUUCAACAUCACAUAAUUUGGACAGAGGGAUGGAAGAGCAAAGGAUGGGAAGUCAAAGAAGUAGGAAUGAA